AUGGCUGCCAAGUCAAAGAGGCGGCUGUCUAAAAUUGAAAAUAAAUUGUUAAACUUAGAUAAAUUAGAACUCAAAGAUGUUAUUUGUUCCAUUUGUCAGUCAAUUUUAAUAGAACCAGUGACUCUUCCAUGCUACCAUGACUUUUGUCAAAGUUGUUUUAAUGGAAGUAUAGAAAAUAAUGCUUUGUGUUGUCCUCUAUGUCGAUUGAGAAUUGGUUCUUGGGUUCGUACAGCGACAAAACAAAAGAAUAUAGUAAACAUUAAACUAUGGAAUUUCAUAAAAGAUAAAUUUGCAACAGAGGUUGAUAAGAAAGUUAAAGGAGAAGAUGUAGGACUGUCACCAGAAACAACUGUAACUCGAUUAAGUGAACCUGGUGAGAUUAGAUCUGAAUAUGAAGCUGAAUUAAAAAGACUUAGAUUAGAGAGACUGCGUCUUGAACAGAAACAUUUCCAAGAGACAGAGAUUCUUAUUGAAAAACUUCAUAAAGAAGAAGAAGAAGCACACAGAAGAUAUUUAGAAAACCUUAAACAAGAUGAACUAUUAGCUAUAAAGUUGCAACAAGAAAGUAAAAUAAAUAUAACUACAUCCAAUAUGAUGAAGAAAAAGAAAACCUUGCCCACCAAACCUAGAUUAAAACCUACAACUAUUGACUGUUAUUUAACUAAACCAGUUGAAGCCACAUUUUCUAAAGGAAGCCCUAUUUUGACUGACGAUAAUACAAGCACUAAUGACUCCAUACCUAUACUACCAUCCCACAAAACUAACAGUAGAUUGUCACCAGAAAUGUUACCUAGCUAUGGAAAGCUGUUAAAAAACUUUUUGGACAAGGAAAUUAAAACUGGCACUGUUCUUUGGAAUAAAGAAAAUGGUAAAAGAAAAGUAAAGGAUAAGGAAGAGCAGCCAUCUGGUGAAAAAGAAUUAGAGAAGAAUAAUGAAAAAUGUCUUGUGAAAACAAGGAAUGGUAUGCAGUCAUUAGUUGUUUCAUUGCCAUUACCACCGACUGGACUACUGCAUCAAAAAUCUUCAAUACCAGAAAAUAGGAAUAUAGAAACUGGGAGUGUUGAUUCUAUGAGACAAGAAUUAUGUUAUUUUAAACCUAUUGAAGGAAAUACUCCGACAAGUUUUACACCAAUCAAGGAUCCGUUAAGAAUACCAAGUAUAAAACCUGAUAAUAACCAAGCUCUGCCUCCAAAUAAUCCUUCACCAAGCCGAGCUCAGUUUUUGGAAGGGUUAUGUACACUAAGGAAUUUGUCUCUGGCUCACAGGCUGCCAUCUGCUUUUGUUAUCGCACUAGGCAUAUUACAAACAAACAAGGAGAUAUCAAAGAAUUAUGGAGCAACUACAAGAUCAAAGACCAAGAAAAAUUCGACGUCAAAUCCUUGGGCGACACCAGCAGUGAACUCUCGACGUACUACAUAUAAUAGAAAUAAACAAGUGGAUACUAUAGAAGGUAUAACUAAAUUGAAUCCUGAAGUUUCACUAAGACGGACCAGGUCAAUGGGGAGCAUUACUAAGGAUGACAAUGAAAUGACGCCAAAGAAGAAGGUCAAAGUGAAAAAAUUUAAUUCAGAACGUAAACCAUAUUUAAGGAGUGAUUCGAAGCGAAUACAAAAUAAUGAUUCGUGCAGCCCACCUACAGGAGCAACAAUUAAUAAUAAUGUGAAAUUAGCUCUUAAAAAUUUGUCUAGUCCAUUGGAAAAUUGUGAUGUGAAAAGUAUAUUAUGUGAGCAGCUUAGGAUUGAAAAAAUUAUAGAACAAGAGAAAAGUGACUUGGAGUUAGCACUGAAGAUGGACGCUGAGUUGAAUGGAAGACGAACGUUAAGGCGGACUGCAACCAAGCGCCAAGUAACUUUGAACUAUGCUCUAAGACCUGCUAAGAAACUUAAAGUUUAA
Messenger RNA from Danaus chrysippus (African queen), 1893 nucleotides. Lineage: Eukaryota; Metazoa; Arthropoda; Insecta; Lepidoptera; Nymphalidae. The record is from the annotation of a GenBank genome assembly.